AUGGUGGACCGGGAGACUCUCUCCUCCAAGCCUCUUGUUGCGAAUGAUAGGGGAGGAUGUAAAGCAAAAAUGGGCCAGGGCUUCAUGUUCGAUGAAGCGCCCCCUGAGUGUAAACCCAUAUUUGAAUUAAAAACUCUAUUGCUUCCUAUUGAUAAUCUUAUCCUGUACUAUAAAAUAGAGCAGCACACCUACACCAUUCAAUCUGCCCUACCACUAAAGAAACGCCCUAAAGAUGCUGUAGAAAAGUAUAUGAGGCCACAACAAGGAAUGCUUUUCAAAGAUGGAUUUGCUCCAGAGUUGUGGUCGACCACCAAGAGACCAGUAAUUGUAAUUAUUCAUGGUGGAGCUUUCGUUCAAUGGAAUGGAAACAUGGAAUUUACACGCCCCGAUCCGCUACUGAAAGAGGGUGUUCUGGUUGUAUCAAUCAAUUACCGCUUGGGGGUUAUGGGUUUUCUCAACACGGAGGACUCUCAGGCGCCAGGCAACGCGGGGCUGAAGGACCAGACGAUGGCCCUGCGCUGGGUGCAGAGGAACAUCGCUGCCUUCGGAGGAGACCCCAACAAGGUCACCAUCAUGGGCGAGAGCGCCGGGGGAGCGUCCGUGCACUACCACCUGCUCUCUCCGCUCUCCAGAGGGCUGUUCCACGGCGCCAUCUCGGUGAGCGGGAGCGCGUUGCCGGCGUGGGCGCGGGUGCAGCGGCCGAGGGAGCAGGCGCUGGCGCUGAGGCGGAGAUUCGCUGGCGUCUGUUCGCAGCUGCCGGAGGAGGACAUCGUUAGCUGCCUGCGGCAGGUUGAUGCUCAGGAGCUUGUCUUCAACCAGGACGAUUUGCCGCGAGAACCGCGAAGCAGAGGAGCUUAUGCGGAAGGAAAUUUUGCUCGAGUGCCCUACAUGACUGGCUUUACAUCAGCUGAAGGAAUUCAGUGGCUUGACUGUUUUUGGCGUUUACAGUUGUGUACGGACACUUUCAUCGCAGCUGGUUCCAUGCUGACUGCCCGAGCAAUGGCACAACACAACGCUACGGUCUAUAUGUAUAAGUUCACUCGCGAUGGACCUCUUGGAAUCGGGAAGCAACUUCUAAACGCUACCGAGUAUCCUGGCGUGAUGCAUGGAGAUGACAUGCUGUAUGUGUACGACUACACUGAAGAUGCGGCAGUGGACGCAGACCCAUGGCCAGUGCCCGCCUCCGAGCAGCCCAUUCGAGAACGCCAAGCGAAGAUCUUCGCCAACAUGAUCAAGACUGGGUAUGGUUGA
This is a messenger RNA of Gryllus bimaculatus (two-spotted cricket), 1251 nucleotides long. The record is from the annotation of a GenBank genome assembly. Lineage: Eukaryota; Metazoa; Arthropoda; Insecta; Orthoptera; Gryllidae.